AUGAGCCCCCCGUUGUCGGUGAACAACCCGGAGAUGGCCCGGGCCUUGUUGAAGAACCACGGUGACCGCGGUUGGGUUGUGCAAAAGUUUGGAGGCACAAGCGUUGGCAAGUUCCCAGACAAGAUCGCAGACGACAUUGACGAAGCCAGACUGACUCGGCGGCGCAGGAGAUAUGUCGAAAACAACAGGGUGGUAGUUGUGUGCUCGGCGCGGAGUACUGGCAAGAAGGUGACAGGUACCACGAGCCGGUUAUUGGAGGUGUACAAGAAGCUGCGAGCCAUUGGCGCCGCCACGAGUGAUCACGAGGCCCAGGAAGAAUUGCUGGGAGAGGCUAGGCACGUCGUGCAGGAGAUCUGCAUCGACCAUGUCGCCGCCGCCGACAACUUUAUUCGGGACCCCGAACUCAGCUCCUUCCUCAAGGCCGGCAUCGAGGUGGAGUGCCAGCUUCUCGUCGAUUACCUAGAAGCGGCGAGACGUUUCAAUCUUGAGAUCAACGCCCGGGCUAAGGAUCGGGUCGUUAGCUUUGGCGAGAAACUAUGCUGCCGGUUCAUGACAUGUCUCCUUAAGGACAGGGGGGUGGACGCCCAGUACAUCGACUUGGCUGAUAUCAUGCACAACGAGAGCCCGGGCCGGCUCGAUUCUACCUUCUACAAGAAUGCGUCGGACGCUAUCUGCAAGAAGAUUGUGGCUUGCGAGGACAGGGUGCCCGUAGUGACCGGUUUCUUUGGCAACGUCCCCGGUAGCCUUAUCGAUGGCGACAUUGGCCGUGGGUACACGGACUUGUGCGCAUCUCUGGUGGCGGUAGGCCUGAAGGCCAAGGAGCUCCAAAUCUGGAAGGAGGUGGACGGCAUCUUCACCGCCGACCCGUCAAAGGUCCCAACUGCGAGACUCAUCCCGUUCAUCACACCUUCGGAAGCGUCAGAAUUGACAUUCUACGGCUCCGAAGUCAUUCACCACUUGACCAUGGACCAGGUCAUCAAGGCGGUACCCCCUAUCCCCAUCCGCAUCAAGAACGUCAAGAACCCCCAUGGAGAAGGCACCAUCGUGAGGCCGGAUCCCCUUCUAGCCUCUGACCAACGCAUCCAAAGAACGCGGCAACUUUCCGAUCCAGCACUUCGGAAGAAGCCAAAGAGGCCGACGGCCGUCACCGUCAAGGACAAGAUCUCCAUCAUCAACAUCCACUCCAACAAGCGGUCGAUAGCGCACAUGUUCCUGGCCCGCGUCUUCUCCAUCCUCAACCAGCAGCAAAUCUCAGUCGAUCUCAUCUCCACUAGCGAGGUCCACGUCUCGAUCGCGGUCCACACGGCGACCUCCGAGUUCGGCAACUUCGACCAGGCCGUGGCACAACUCCGGGCCGAGUGCGGCGAGGUCAGCGUGUUGCACGACAUGACCAUCCUCAGUCUCGUGGGCGCUGAGAUGAAGAACAUGGUCGGUAUCGCUGGCCGCAUGUUCUCCACCCUCGGAGAACACCAGGUCAAUUUGGAGAUGAUUUCUCAAGGUGCGAGUGAGAUCAACAUAUCGUGUGUCAUUGACGCUCGUGAUGCGGAGAGGGCUAUGAACAUCCUGCAUACGAGCCUCUUUACCUUCCUUGAUUAG
Chaetomium fimeti is the source of this 1596-nucleotide messenger RNA. RefSeq names its product Aspartate/glutamate/uridylate kinase. The record is from RefSeq and is a predicted model, not a curated record. The transcript is spliced from 5 exons. Gene Ontology annotation, biological process: L-homoserine biosynthetic process. NCBI's taxonomy places the organism in Eukaryota, Fungi, Ascomycota, Sordariomycetes, Sordariales, Chaetomiaceae. Gene Ontology annotation, molecular function: aspartate kinase activity. Gene Ontology annotation, cellular component: cytosol. The coding region runs from base 1 to 1596 and encodes 531 amino acids.